CUCACAUUGGCUAAAUGGCCAAGGAAUAGGUGUGCAAGAUGUAUUUGUUAUUGAAACAAUUAUGGAUAAUUUCAACCACUGUUGACAAUGGAUAGAAUUUCCGUAAAUCUCACCGUAAGUCCUAUAAGGCAUAUCACAUGUUUAUUAACGUACACAACAUUUCAUAUAAACCACCCUGCAAGUCUGUUGUCUUGUCCUUUAAUUUAUUUAGUAUUCACAUGAAGCUUCUUGUUGAAGGUCAAUCUAUGGCUUGAUGAUUAGUUAUAUUUAGGGUUUGUUUCUGUCGAAGGAAGAAGACGAUGAAAACAUAAUUUCAUUCGAACUAUGGAUAGUCAUCAUAAAUCGUGUUUGUGAAUUAACCAAAUGAUUGGGCUUAGAGUAAUGCAAUAAUUUGGGAUCCAAUUUGUGAUUCUUUUAUGGGCUUAAUGGGCCAAGCAAUAGGUGUAACUAAUAUUUGUCAUUAAAACGAUUCUGGAUCAUUUCGGCUGGUGUUGGAAAAUUAAUAUAUGUUGAUUAGAUUUUGUUGUUGUAAACAUAUUAAUUAGUGAUGAAUUCUUAUUAUUUUGUAAUUAAAUGAUAUGUCGAAAGAUGGACGGAUGCUUGGAUUGUUUCUAAUUGGUGAUGAUCUCGUUUAUAUUUAUUUACUUGUACAAGGGGGUCUUUUAAUUACACGCUACGUAAAGCUAAUUACCGAUGUCAAUCCUUGGAAAGGUAUACAAGGGGCCUUUUUAGUAGAUGCAACUUUAUGUUUGCGUUCCACAUCAUACAACCAAACAACUUGUACCCUUAUUUUUACUAUUGUCCACAUCCUAGCCCUGUAAGGCCAAUGCCUCAUUAAACUCAAGUGAAGUCCUUAUGACUAAUAUAAUUACUUUUACGUAACUUUAUGAAGUAUUUCAUGAAUGAAAUAGGAGCCACAACAAUGAAAUAGGAACUGGAAUUUUGCCAUGUCACAAUGAUAUAACGAAAUGACACCCAUUAUGGAUGCUCAUCCCUAAUAAGAAAUCCCUUCUUGCUUAUUUUGUAAUUUAACCAUGCAACUUUACCUUACUCUAUUGCACGAUGCUAUUCCUCGCAUACCCUGAACAUGACUCUAUUUUACAAAAUAGGGUGUCUCACAUAGAAAUGGGGUAAUUUUCAUAGAAAUGUAUGUGUCAUUAUAGGAGAGGCUUUGAAGUUAUUUCCUUUAGCAUAAAAUUUAAUAUAACGGAAAAGGCAAACAAAUAUAUUCAGUUAAGCUUGCAGUUUAAUAUUACGCGCAACAACAGCCGUGUAAAGCUCGCUUGUUAAAAAAAGGGAUAAUACUACUAGGAAACCCGAACUAUUAAGAAUGUGUCAUUUGCGUCCUAAAGUAUCUAAUAUGACAUUUGUAUCCUAAACUUAUUUUCCUUUAGAGUUGAGUGACGUUGAUCGUUAGUAUUUAACAAAUGGUACAUGCUUAAUAGUUCGGGUUAUGACAUAAAUGACACAAAACUAUAAUAGGUUGGGACACAAAUGUCAUAUUAGAUACUUUAGGACACAAAUGACACAUUCUUAAUAGUUCGGGUUUCCUAGUGGUAUUAACCCUUAAAAAAACCCAAAUUAAGGGAUAUUUGAUCGAAACUCACUGAUGAGGGUUACAGAGCUGAUGCGGAGGCAACUGAUGGUUGGCCCGGUCCGAUUGUGGCUUGCCAUUGUUAGGCGGAGCCUGUAUCAAGGGAGGAACAUGGAGAGGCAUCCCCAGUUAAGGUUGCCCCAGGUUCAUGUUGUUCAUCUGAUUUUGUUCGUCUCCCAUGCCGUUCUCCUACUCGGAAUCGCAGCUUAUCCGGCCGUCAACUUGCUCUUCCUUCAUAGCUAGUCUGGCUCGCACUGCUUUAUUAGAGUGACGAAAGGUCCGUUCAAAUUCCUGAUCCAAUGAAAGUAAUCCUCCCGACUAGCUACGGGUAAUGCAUUACCUACACAUAAUUUGGAGGCAAACACGUGAAGGCAAAAAGGGUGAAAGAAAUACAAGAAAACAAUGCAGAAAGGAAAUGCUAAAGUAAUAGAAAUCAUGUUUCUUCAACAACCUAGCUGUCCCCGGCAACGGCGCCAAAAACUUUACUCGCCAAUACCGUAACACUAGAAAGUGGCCAAGUGUAGCCACAAACUAAUGCGUAGUAUAGCGGGUUUAGCUUUAAUUGUCAACCCAGGAUGUGAUGACUACUCCGUGAAGUUCUCAUUAUUUAGUAGUUUCAACGUAAUGAAGUUCUUAUUACUCUUAGCAAACACAAAACAGUAAAGUUGUGAUUCAAGUUCACGAGAUGUCACCCGGAUAUGAUUCCCCCUAGAUUGCAAGUUAAGCCGAAUUGUAAUUCACCAAGUUUAGAUAUAAUGAUAGUUAUAUUGCGGAAGGUUCUUAUUUAGUAUGAAGUCUUGACUAAAGGUCUUCAAACCCUCCCAGUCUGAAUACCCAAGUGAGAGAGGGAGUUUAAUCCAUAGAGAGAGAGAGAGGAAAUCAGCUUCCGAUGUAGAAAUCAUCGUGUGGAGGAUCAAAUUCAGCUUUUAGUUUUUAAUAGGUGCUUCUCUAGGCUUAAAUCGAGCUCCAUUGGUGUCUAAACUCGAUCUGGGUCACCUUGGAAGAUGGGAUCGUCACUUCUCUCUCUAAAACUCUGUUUUCAGCUCUCAAACUCGGAUCCUUUGUCAAAACCCGUGUUUGGCUCUUAAUAGCCCGAUUUUUAGCGCCCAGCCUGAUUACGUGGUCGGUAUUUUAAGGGAAGGCCGGGUUUUACCUAAACGACGCGCAGCGGUAAGUUGUCGAAGCAGACAAAAACCCGGUCUUAGGUUUAAUUCAAGCGUCGAGGAUUACGGGGUCCAGACAAGAUAAAAUCCCUAGACGACUCCCCCGGCCUAUGAUGGCAUUUCCGCGGUCGGGUGUUUGAUGACUCACCAGGAAUUUGGUCCUUGAACUCCUCCUUUCAUCCCCUUAGUGCAUUUGACCCGAAACUCGCUCCCAUGCCUGCAUCGCAGCUAUUAGACACGAAAUACCUCACUGCUAGAACAACCUAGCGUGAAAUAAGUUUAAAACACGAGAAUAGAGUCUCAAACUGAAACAACCCGAUUCUCUUCAAAACCCAAACAAUAAUUCAAACCAAAAACCGGUUACUUCGAAGCAACCGAAACCACGUUUUAAAGACAAAAAAAUCAACAAAUGAUAAUAACCAUA
This is a messenger RNA of Linum trigynum, 3181 nucleotides long. NCBI's taxonomy places the organism in Eukaryota, Viridiplantae, Streptophyta, Magnoliopsida, Malpighiales, Linaceae. The record is from the annotation of a GenBank genome assembly.